AUGGUCAUCUCAGAUCUGACCGUGAAAACUAAACAUACUCAACUUGAACCAGAAAGUCUACGAUCCAAGUGUAAAAAAGGGUCUGCUGGCUCCAAUCACGUCUCGUCGGUAUCCGUGGAUGUGAGGCCUACGCCCGUUAAAACGUUGGUGAGAAAUGGCGUACCUCGGAUCCUUGCUUGGAUCAUAUGGAAGCACGGCAUCCGCCGGCCGUGGAGCCGCCUGAUCCGUGGGAAUCUGUGGGCGCCUAAUCCAAAGAAGCUUUCGGAACAUCGUGCCGUCCUCCGUCUCCUCGCACCUUGGCGUUUGCUGCUACUAGCAAUGCGAUCCGGCCAAGCUAACGUCGACACCAUCGCGAUCACCCGACGUUCGACACGUACCAUAACGCGUGUCAACUACGCGACUCUGGGCGGGCGUCGUAUACCUGAAACCAAGACAACCACUGUAAAGCGUGAACGAGUCACCAGACUCGUAGGCAAGUCAUUCCCACCACAUAACUCUCUCGGCCAGGACAGCACGCUCGAGUCAAAUGUUUCGGCCGUCACGCAGUCUCGAGCAGUCAGCAGCAAAAAGCGGAAAGUCACGGGCACGCCGCAGCGACAGCAUGGAGAACCUCUCUCGAAAAAGGCCAAGAGAUUGGUUGCGUCCCCGGAGACAUAUCCACAAUUGCGACCGUUGGGAGAUAACGUGAAGGAGGGGCUAGAUGUGAUAUUCUGUGGGGUAAACCCGGGAAAAAAGUCCGCUCAGGUUGGCCACUAUUAUGCAAACCCCAGGAACUACUUCUGGAGAUGUUUACAUCGUUCAGGCUUUACUUCGCGCCAGUUGGCACCAAGCGAAGAUCGUACGCUUCCGGGUGACUUCAAUCUUGGCCUGGCAUGUCAGCUCUCUAAGGCCGAGAUGCGCGCCGGUGUAGUUCCAUUCCUUCGCAAGGUCGCACGACUCCAUCCCCGGGUCAUUGCGAUUGUCGGCACGCAGACGUGGAAGGAGACUCUUCUGCCCGAGCUCGAGAGGCUCACAGGACAGAGAUCGAAAGACGUGCGCAAGGCGGGUCUGCAGCCCUUCAAGCUCGUAUCACAAAUAGUCUCAGCCGACGAGUCCGGAGAACUCGGGGACAACGCUACACUGAUAUACGUUGUGCUGAGUACGUCUCCGGCGGCAACGCUAACCUCGCUGAAAGAUAAGGUCGCAUCCUUCGCCGAGCUGAAAGCGCUCGUCGAGAGUAGGGUAUCGGAAGUUGACACAAUCCCGAUGGUGGAAGUAUGCUUAGAUUCCAUUUAA
Coniophora puteana RWD-64-598 SS2 is the source of this 1275-nucleotide messenger RNA. RefSeq names its product DNA glycosylase. The transcript is spliced from 10 exons. The record is from RefSeq and is a predicted model, not a curated record. Gene Ontology annotation, biological process: base-excision repair, AP site formation. Bases 1 to 1275 code for a protein of 424 amino acids. Lineage: Eukaryota; Fungi; Basidiomycota; Agaricomycetes; Boletales; Coniophoraceae. Gene Ontology annotation, molecular function: mismatch base pair DNA N-glycosylase activity.